Molecule: messenger RNA, 2293 nt
Organism: Melitaea cinxia (Glanville fritillary)
Lineage: Eukaryota; Metazoa; Arthropoda; Insecta; Lepidoptera; Nymphalidae
Gene: key
Product: optineurin
Exons: 15
Coding region: 157-2079 (640 amino acids)
Biological process (GO): regulation of canonical NF-kappaB signal transduction
Cellular component (GO): cytoplasm; nucleus
Molecular function (GO): K63-linked polyubiquitin modification-dependent protein binding
Source: RefSeq, a predicted model, not a curated record
AUAAUGCAAAUUUGUUGAUAAAAUCUGAAAUUGCAUCGUUUUAUAUUCUAACAAAAAUAUCGUUCAUCUGUGAUUUUCAUCAGUAUCAGGCACUUGUGAUUGUGACGCAUAAAAAUUUGUAAAACUGAAUCGGCAACAUUGGUGUUAUGAUACAAAAUGUCGAAAAAAUCUGAAAUAGACGAUGACUCUUUUAUAAUUGUCCUCCGUUCUUCCCCUACGACCGUCAUGGAUGAGGCGAGCACGAGCAAAGAUAACGUGGAUUUCCACACUGAGCUGGAUAAAUCACAAAUAGAGGAUGCUAUGAAAGACUUAUCUUUAGAAGUGAACCUGGCAUUUAAGGCUCACUUCAGCCUUGGAGAUAAUCCAUCUCCGAGUAGUAUGAUGGCAGCCAGUACGUUAGUAACGGACGAAAAGAGUACAGAAGAGUUACAAAGAUGUUAUGCAGAGUUGCUGGAUGAGAAUAUGGUACUUAAAGAGACUUUGAAACAGAACAACGAUACUAUGAAGAAGCAGCUGAUGUUGAUAUCCGAGUGUCAAGAUUCAGCGCUAGAAACGCACUCGUCACAUACACAAAAAUUUAAAGAAAUAAUGGAACUCAUUGAGAAACUCAGAAAAGAAAAUAAACGUCUAAAGCGGAAACACACUCGCUUGCUAGAAGAAGCGGUAAAAGUUAACAAUAAAACUGGUGAGAGUAAGUCGUCAGAGAUCGAAUUUGUGACCUCUCCUGAUGAUGACACCAUCAAUAAGCUCACUGCACAACUGGAGCUAGUUGAGAAUCAACGACGGGAGGUGAUAGCAGAUAACGAGAGGCUGAAAUGUCAGCUGGAGGCGUCGACGCGGGGGAUGGAUGAGCUCCGGGAACAGCUGGGCCGGGCUGAGCUUCAAUUGUUAAGCAAAGACGAGGAGCAUGUGCAAAAAGUACAGCAACUGAUGACCACUAUUGACGACUUGGAUAGUAAAUUGAAGUCUUGUAGCUCGAAUAUAUCUCCAGAAGAGGUCGCUAAACGAGAUGAAGUUAUACAACAGCUGGAGACAAAGAACUUUGCGUUGAUGAACGAACUGAAGAAAGCUCAGAUAAAGAUACACGACUUGGAGAAUAUUAAAUUGGAGUUCGUACAAUACAAGUCCGGAACAAUAGAGACAAUUAAAAUGUACAAGGAUCACAUACAAGAACUGAAUGACAAGAUAAAGGACGUCCAAAAGACGGUAUUCCAACCAGUAGACUUGAUGCUUACCACCGAAAGUGAAUCGUCAUCAGAAUAUUCCACAUACAUGGCUAAUGUGAAGUUAUACGACAGGACCCUCAAACACCUUUCCGAAUACCUCAACGCAUUGACUAAUGGGUUAUCCGAUAGUUUGGUUCAUUCGUUAGGUGUGGUCGCAAGCCUUCAAGACUAUAAAUUGGAGCGGGCUUCGAUAGACAUGGUUAAAUCUGGACUCACCGAUCUGAGGCAAAUGUUAGACAAACAGCACAAGGCCGUUGUCAGUAAUAUAGGUCAAGUUCGAGGCGCUCUGGUAAUUUUCGAAGGUAUCUUCAAAGACUUUAAUGAACUCCUUAAGAAGUCAGUCUCCAAUACUGAAAAUGUAAGUGUGCCCGCGCAGCUGUCGGCGGCGCUGCUGGCGCGCGGCCAGGAGCUGGCGGAUCUGCGCGCGCAGCUCGCCGACUGUGACCUGCUGCGCGCGCAGGCAGACUCCUACCGGAGUGACUUCGAAGCUGAGCGCGAAGCUCGAGAGAAGAUGGCCAGUGAAAAAGUGACGAUUCUCACAGACCUCAGAACCGCGCAGAAGAAGAUACAAGAGCUUACCAGUCAGUUGGAAGAGAUCCGCGUCUUAAGUCCGGGACUACACAAGAGUGUUACCAGCAAACGACCCACCGCACCCUCUUCCUCUACCACUACCACUACCACGAUCACAAACCUUGGCAACACGGUUCGGAAAAAGAAGAAAAUCGUAACCAAUAAUACAAAAGAAGUACGAGAGAAGACACCCCCGCCUCUACGUUUCGAUUGCCCUGUCUGCGACCAGCCCUUCAAGACUCUCAUACUAUUAGAGCAACACGUUGAAUCAUGCUUAUUAUAGUUGAUAAAAAUUAGAAAUGAACUUAGCAAAUUUUAUAAUUAAUGUAGUUGUGCUAUUGCGCAUUUGACGCUUUUAGAAUCUUUAUGCUGGUUCUGUACUUUUGUCUUAUUUAAUGUCGAAUACGAGUAUGUGACUCAAGCUUAAGAAUUUUGUAUGAACUUUUUUUUCAAGCUAAAAGCUGUCUCUCAGAAAAACAAACAAAUAGAUUUAAAAU